CACACCAUCAAUUUCAAACCCCUCUUUUCUCAUCAAACAACCUUAAUUUCUUCGCUUCAUUAUCAUCUGAAAUCAUUCAGUCAUGUCUGACGAAGCAGUUUACCACGACGCCCCCAAAACCCAAGAGUACGACCAAACCACCGCCCCCGUGAAGGUGGAGCCAACGUCGGAGACCGUCGACAAGGAGGAUCGUGGCUUGUUUGAUUUCUUGGGAAAGAAGAAGGAGGAAGAGAACAAGUGCGAAGAGACGGCGAUCUCAUCGGAGUUUGAACAGAAAGUCGAUGUUUCUGAACCGGAACCCAAAUCCGAGGAACAACAUGAAACUUUGUUCCAGAAAAUGCAUAUAUCACAUAGCGGUUCCAGCAGUUCAAGUGAUGAUGAAGAAUGCGAGGAUGGAGAGAAGAAGAAGAAGAAGAAGAAGAAGCCAUUGACGGAGCAGCUGAAGGAGAAGAUAGAAGAACGCAAAGAACGGAAAGAAGAAGAGGAAGCAGUCAAGAAACUCGAGGACGACAGCUGUGUCCCAAUCGAGAAAUACGAAGAAGAAGUGGCGGUGGCGCCACCACCAUACAACACCGAUGUUGGCCACCACACGCCCACCGACGUUGUCCACCAUGAUCCCACUUCCACUCCCGAGGCAGAGGAGAAAAAGGGGAUCAUGGAAAGGAUAAAGGAAAAACUUCCCGGCGGCCACAAGAAGCCGGUGGAGGAGCAGGUUGCUCCUCCACCACCAACGCCAGUAGCUCCGGCGGUGGUGGCACAUGAAGAAGAACCGGAGAAAAAGGGUAUAUUGGAGAAGAUAAAAGAGAAAAUUCCAGGGUAUCAUUCAAAGAGUGAAGAAGAGAAGGAAAAGGAAAAGGUAAAGGAGUGUGAUUAAGUGAAAGUGAAAGUGAAAGUGAAAGCAAAAAUGGUAUGUGGGUCGGGUUGCUUUGCUUUGGUUAAAGGAGUGGGACUCUAUGUAUUAUGAAUCAUGGUUUCUUGCUUUUGGGUUUUUGUUUCUGAAUAAGUGAUUUUUUCAUGUUAUUUGGUUGGAAUUUGUAUUGUGGUGUUGUUGAAUUAUAAGUUCAUACCCGGAUUUGUAUUGUAUAGAAUGUAUUUUGUUUGUAAACAUUUGAUGUCUUUGGGUUAUGAUAUGUUUAUAUGUUAUCA
This is a messenger RNA of Cynara cardunculus var. scolymus (artichoke), 1146 nucleotides long. Its product is annotated as dehydrin ERD14-like. The record is from RefSeq and is a predicted model, not a curated record. Gene Ontology annotation, biological process: response to water. NCBI's taxonomy places the organism in Eukaryota, Viridiplantae, Streptophyta, Magnoliopsida, Asterales, Asteraceae. Gene Ontology annotation, cellular component: membrane. The transcript has 2 exons. Bases 83 to 874 code for a protein of 263 amino acids.